AUGUCGGAAAGUUUACCAGCAGACUUGGAGAGCGAUAUUGGAGAGUUUGAAGGAUUGCUAGACAAGAUUGAGAAUCAACUAGAGCCAUAUUUCAAGCAUUCGUUAAAGGACCAUCAGGAUGAAUUAUCACCUCUACAAGCAGCUCAACUAGAUAUCUCUGUUGCCUAUGCACUCAACUCAUUGUUCUAUAUGUACUUACAGACUCAAGGUGUGUCACCGCAUGGACAUCAGGUCAAAGGCGAGCUGGACAGGAUCAAACAUUAUAUCGUCAAGCUGCAAGGAAUGAACACACAACAAGAGAUUGAUAAACCCAAGAUGACUGUAGACACAGAAGCAAGCAAAAGAAUGAUAAACCACUCAUUGAACGCCAAUCAACCAUCAAACAAGGAGAAGGAACAGAAGAAGAGAAAGAAAUAA
Acytostelium subglobosum LB1 is the source of this 417-nucleotide messenger RNA. RefSeq lists its product as hypothetical. Bases 1 to 417 code for a protein of 138 amino acids. Gene Ontology annotation, molecular function: DNA binding; RNA binding. Gene Ontology annotation, cellular component: exosome (RNase complex); nucleolus. NCBI's taxonomy places the organism in Eukaryota, Evosea, Eumycetozoa, Acytosteliales, Acytosteliaceae. Gene Ontology annotation, biological process: regulation of gene expression; maturation of 5.8S rRNA. The record is from RefSeq and is a predicted model, not a curated record. The transcript is spliced from 4 exons.